Molecule: messenger RNA, 1381 nt
Organism: Corticium candelabrum
Lineage: Eukaryota; Metazoa; Porifera; Homoscleromorpha; Homosclerophorida; Plakinidae
Exons: 2
Coding region: 74-1282 (402 amino acids)
Source: RefSeq, a predicted model, not a curated record
GGACAAUUCAUAUGAGUUGUCUACUGAGCUCGACCUCACAGCUCUGAUCAAACGUAUACAUGAAGCUUACCAGAUGCAUGAUUCCAAUAAUAGAGAGACGAGUAUAGCAAUCGAUUGCGUAGUUCUUCCUUCCUGUUUUGUCUCCAGGAUGUCUCUUUAUGCAGUAGAGAUUACUGGUCUCUCAGCAAUCCACGACUCAGCUACGACCGUCGUUCUAAAACUACACUUUUCUCCUCAUUUUCAACCUAAGCAAGAUGAUGUAAUCCUGCUCUUGCCUGUCGAUUGGUCAGAACUGCAUCAAGCAAGACACGUUCUCUAUCCCAAUGGCAAUGCGACAGUCGACUUCUCUACUGGUGAAGUGGCAACAAACGAUUCAGAUUUCAAUUUCCAAUUUGUUUACUUUCAAGAUGACGCUGCAGUAGGGCGUAGCCGCUCAUUUUGCCUCAGGAAGGAUCAUGACAUACCGCCGUUUCUUGAUACAAACGCCCCAGUGGUUACGUCACAUGAUGCCUCUCUAACGCAAACACCGGUAGAAGACAUCGAUACAGUGCAAACAGUACUGAAGACACAAGCAACGGACGCAGAGUCGCGUCGUUCAACCAAGUUUGAUCAACAUCAAGAAGUGACGUCAUCAACCCCCGUCUUCGCUUCCCAACUCGAUGACCACCAUGCGGUAGGAAGCAAAUCCACCUGCGCCGGAACAGACAGCUUUGUUUGUGUUGCAUUGCCUGCAGAACAAGAGCUGGCCGGCUAUGAAAAAGAGAGGCAAGCUCAGUUUACUGCAUCUCUGAGUGAUCGCAACCGAAUUUCAAAAUUGUACGAACGAGAGAAAGCCUUCCGUGUAAUACAAGAAAGCAAAAACACGAAACUGCAAAGCGAAUACGAUCGAGCUCUAGCAGAGAACAGACAACUGAAAAAAGAGUUAGAACACGUGGAAUCAGAAGUAGAGGAGACGUUUCUCAGACUAAGAUCGUCAAAGCAGCAGACGGGGAUUCCCCAACUCGAACAGGCCACCUGCUUCACUUCACCAAUAAACAAAAUUUCACUUGGUUCCCAGAGAUUGGAGAGGAGUGACGAAGCAAAUUUCGCUACCAGUGAUGAAAGUGCAGAUACGGAUAAAUUACGGAUCGCAGACACCAGAGGGUCUAAUCAGAUUUCUUCGUGUAAUGAUGUUUUCACUUGUCCUGUCUGUCUGAAGGCGUUCGACGAGCGAGACGGUACUGCACGCUUCCAGCUCCACGUCCACGGACAUUUCUCAGACGAAGACUAUCUAUUCCAUUGAACAAAGCAAGCGCCAUAGUUUUGGCCAGUUAAUUGCAUGCAAAGCGCCAAGCAUUCGGUCUAAGUAUAUAAACUAAAUUCAAUUUAAUUAAAGGGUGUA